Molecule: messenger RNA, 3135 nt
Organism: Histoplasma capsulatum G186AR
Lineage: Eukaryota; Fungi; Ascomycota; Eurotiomycetes; Onygenales; Ajellomycetaceae
Exons: 5
Coding region: 1-3135 (1044 amino acids)
Source: RefSeq, a predicted model, not a curated record
AUGGCGACGCCACCCCGUUUCCCCCUUGCCAAGCGCUCCCUCGACAGCCUUGGGCUGCGAAGACGCCAUGAUCCUCCUCCGCCGCAGUUCUUCCGCCCUGAACUUCGAGCUAGAGCGUCAAGCAGCUCAGCACUGGCUCAGCGAGCUGGGUCUAUGAGGUUUGCAACGGCAAUACCGGAAUCUUACAUCAAGAUGACCAGAACACCACCGAAGAAACGCAACAAUAAGAAGAAGAAUAAGAAGAAGGGCGGGCGUUCGAAGAAAGCAGUCAUCGAGGAUCUGCCAUUGUCUAAACGUUGGGUUUUGGCUGCGACAAAUGCGUUUCGUCCGUCUCGCGAGAAUGAUGCAAACCAACUUCAGGUUAAAAAGCUUCGUCGUGUCGCCAAAAAUGCCAAUUUGUCACCCAUUUUUAUCCGCCCAGUUCAAACACGGCCGUUUCCUACGCCUCCAGAGAGGAAAUCGAGUCUUCACUCUGGGGCGAAGACACGUUCUGCCCAGACUGGUAACAGGAGGCCUAUUGAAAAACCUCUUCCAAGCACACCUGAACCAGAAGAGUCUGAUAUUCCAGAUAACGAAGAGGAGCUUCCGAGUAGUUCUAAGAGUUCCAAUGAGGCAGAGGACACACAUCUUCUCCAAUAUCAGAUAGGAAGACCUGAGGUGUCAGAGAGGUGGCCAGUUUUAUCUCCAUGGAAACCGCCCCAGUCGUGGGAGUCUAACUAUCGACGUGUUGAAGCGCAAAAAAAUCUCCAGAAGCUUUCUUCACAGAACAAUGAUCACCCAGCAUCUCCUUUUCCAACGGAAAACCCACCUCCUCUACCUCCAUCAAAACCAUUGACUCCCCCCAGGAGUACUCUAAGACACAGUCGUCUGCGAAUCACGUCAAAUUGGCCCACCGAAAAUUCUCAACUGGAUACUAUUUAUCAAGCAGCUGAGCCAAAUGAUCCAAUGGAGAAAGCACCUCACGACAAUCCCUCGGAUGUGUUACCCAAUAUGAUCUCACCGGGGAACCCUGGGGUAGGAACACAGCCACUGGAGGUGAACAGUGAAUCGAAGAUUAUAAACCCACCCAUGGGCAACAAUGAGAAUAUCUCAUUAAAACCUAAUCCAUUUCGCAAUCGCUACCGAACUGUUUCGUCUCCCCAACAUUCUUCCCAUUCUCGUCCGCAGAGUGGCUUACGGGAGUUUUCCUUCGAAUUCAGCACCGAUUGCCCGAGCCCGGAAACCACCAAUAAUCAAAAUCAAAUUGUUGCCGAUGUGAUGGGCGACAAGGAAGUUUCGAAUAGUUACACCACUCCUCGAAGCGAAAAUGCAGCCUCGAAAAUUCCCCGUAUCUCUCCACAGGUAUUGACUCCUCCUACCACUGGAGAAGUUGACGGGUUAAAGAAAAUCAGAUCACCUAGCCGCCGCAGCUCCAUCCCUAUUCCUAGUCGUAUGGUACAUGCAAGGGACAAGUUUGAUGCCAAUGCGCUACCCGUUAGUCCUGCCGUGAAAACUGGUCGCAGCUCUACUUCAGGUUACACCGGUACAAUUUAUGAAGACGAAGCUCUUGGGGAUCAAAAAGGAGUUGGGCAUCAGCAAACUAGCCAAAUUGUUAUUGCCAACAAGGUAGACCCUACGGAAUCGCGUGGGAAUGAUUUUACCCUGUCAACGGCGCUCCCUAACGGGUACAUAGCAAAGGAGUUGGCAGCAGCAGGCCGUUCUGGACCUCAGCUUCGUAUCUCCCCGGAGGCAGACAAAGUUAUCAUGGGGAAUAUGACCAAUGAGAUGGGAGAGUCAUCCCAAAAUCAUGCCGGAAAGCGUGCCAAGCGUCUCUCAGGCUCGAAGAGACUGUCAGGAGAUAGCAUUUUUGGCAGUUUCACACCAAAGUAUCUCAUGCACUCGCAGUCUAACAGCUCUUUGAACCCUUCCAUUGCUUCACCUACAGAAGGCAAGGUUGCAGCCGCAAGAGAUAGGAAACUCAAAAAGGCUAGAAGCACAGAUGCUACCUACGCAAAGAAGCAACACGGGAAGAAGUUUGGCACUAAUCCUUUCUACGAUGAUGGGAUUGUACCGUCUCCUGGUGUGCUCAACGAGCGAUAUCCAUUCUUGAAUAAUAGUGGCCUGGAACCUCCUCGUUAUUCGGAAGCAGAUGCGGCUAGUCAUGGAUACAAGGCUUUACCAUCGUCGCCUCUUGCUGAAAGCACAACCCUCAUCGACGACACUGAUAUCGAGCAUUCGCAACUCGGAUGCCAAGGGAAACACGUGGUUCCUAGCCCCUUGAACUCGCAUACAUCUACAGAUCAACUCCGUAAUAAGAAUGAAAAUGAAUUGUCUCAAGAACGUGACGCUUCCUCAACUGUCCGUCAUCGCAGCUCUUCGCAGCGCUUACUUCAUCGUUCAUCUCGUCAUCGCAUAUCUGAACAUGGAAGCCACGGCAAGUCGAAAUUGAACAAUGUCGCCGCACCGAGCGAAUCGGCCGAGUUAACCCAGAAGGAUGCAUAUGAGGCUCUCCUCCGUAACUCUUCUGGGUCUAAGGAGCCUUCUGCAAAGGCAGGUGGUGUGCUAUCCAACUUCCGUGGCCUUUUCACGAAACAAAAGAAUGACUCGGCAACUUCAAAUGCAAAUGCAAAUGCAAACGCAAAUGCAUCCAGUUCUACCAAUGCCAAACGCAAGGACCUUGAGCGUGUCAAAGCUGCUAAUAGUGGAAAAUUGAGCACCGGAAGUCCUACGGAACGUUCUUUGAGCCGUCAUGCCCGGGGAUCUCGUGCCGAUAAACGCGUGGAAGACAAUCCGAACACACCUUCUCGAGACGCCACUGUGGAUCAUUCCCGCCCAACAUCUGAUGCUCUUACCAUCACCUCGCAGAUGGCAGAUUCACCAGCGCUCUCAGGGAUCAGAAAUGUCAGUGCUCUGUGCAUUCAUGUCUUGGAUGCAGCUCGUGACGAGCCUAAUGGAGCCAAGAAGGAGAAACUUAUUAAGCUGGGAAAAAUCCUCGUUGAGGUUGUGAACCACGCCAAUGAUGCCGAGAGUGCCAUGUUGGCGGCUUUGCAGGCUGCAAAGCAGGCCGAAAUCGCCUGUGCCCUUGCCAAGGAAAACGCCCUGAGAUUGGCCCGGGUUGCUCAAGACUGGAUUAAUCUUAGUAAUUGCGACAGCUAG